Messenger RNA from Vigna radiata var. radiata (mung bean), 1746 nucleotides. Its product is annotated as probable galactinol--sucrose galactosyltransferase 2. NCBI's taxonomy places the organism in Eukaryota, Viridiplantae, Streptophyta, Magnoliopsida, Fabales, Fabaceae. Bases 724 to 1599 code for a protein of 291 amino acids. The record is from RefSeq and is a predicted model, not a curated record. The transcript is spliced from 7 exons.
UAAACAAAUAUCAACAAAAUCAUAUAUAGUGCUUCUAAUCAACAAUUUCCACUAUAAAAUGUACGUAUUUAAAUGUAUUAUUCACGUCAUAUGUAAGGAUUCGAAUGAACAGUCUGAAUUACUCGUAUUGAAAUAUACAAGGAAAAAAAUUAAAAUAUAUAAGGAAAAAAAUUAAAAUAUAUAUAAGGAAAAAAAAAAUGAACAUGUGGUGAGCAGGAACGGUAGCCUGAUCUCAAAGUCUCUCUCUCGCAUAUCUUGGAGGAACCGUAAACAGUUAUCACGUUUCUUUAACUGUCAACGACACCACUUUGUUCCAAACCAAAAUGUUCUCUUCACUUACGAAAGUUCCACAAUUCAUUUUUUCAUCAUUUUACACGUUCCUUGCACCACCCCAGAGGAUCCUCUCAAAAGGGUGCUGCAGACAAUGGAGACAUUCCAUGUCUGUGAAUGCAAAAACCCUUCUCAAAGAUGGCAUUCUCAGUGUUGAUGGCAAAGAUGCAUUAAGGGGUGUGCCUGAAAAUGUAGUGGUCACACCAUUCACUGCUUCAUCUGCUUUCAUUGGAGCCUCUUGUUCUGAUGCUAGUUCACGCCUUGUGUUCAAGCUUGGAGUUAUCCAGUAGUAUUCAUUUUUCUCUUCUGAUGUUUCUGUCAGUAAAUGAAUCUCUAUCUUAAAACUGUUCAGCUACAUCUGGAAGAAUUAUUCUGCUAAGUCAGCCUACGAAAAUGCCUAUAAUGAGAAGAAAAAAUUUAUCUGAAGGAGGCACACCAGCAAAAUUCUUGAUAAUAGAUGAUGGCUGGCAAGACACUGUGAAUGAGUUUCAAAAAGAUGGGGAGCCAUUUAUUGAAGGAUCACAAUUUGGUGGCAGAUUAAUCAGCAUCAAAGAAAAUAAUAAAUUCCGAGCAAUAGGAAACGUAACUGAAAAUGGUGCACCUGUUAGUCUAAAGGAUUUUGUUUCAGAAAUCAAGAGCACUUUUGGUCUCAACUCAAAACAAAGUGCAAUUACGCGAGCAUCUGAUGACUAUUAUCCAAAAAACACCACAACUCAGUCUCUACAUAUAGCUGCUGUAGCUUUCAACAGCAUAUUCCUUGGUGAAAUUGUUGUACCGGACUGGGACAUGUUCUAUAGUCUUCACGAUGCAGCUGAGUUCCAUGCAGCUGCUAGAGCAGUUGGAGGAUGUGGAGUAUAUGUAAGUGACAAACCUGGCCAACAUGAUUUCAAUGUAUUGAAAAAGCUUGUACUUCCUGAUGGAUCAGUUCUCAGAGCCAGAUAUCCUAUAAAAGUAUUGCAGUGUGAAGUAUUCACAGUAUCUCCUAUAAAGGUUUAUAAUCAAACAAUCCAGUUUGCACCGAUAGGACUAACAAAUAUGUACAACUCUGGUGGAGCUGUUGAAGCAGUUGAAUUCAGUGAUUCUUCUGAAUCAAAAAUACACAUAAGGGGUAGAGGAGAAGGUGAAUUUGGAGCUUAUUCCAACUUCAGACCAAAGUCUUGCAGUGUAAAUUCUGAAGAUUUGGAGUUCAAAUUUAGAGAGGAAGAUAAACUUUUUGCAGUAACAAUUCCAGCAAAAACCACUUCAUGGGACAUCACCAUCUGCUACUGAAGCCUUUGUUUUCCAGAUUGAUACUAAUUGCAACAGUUGAAUGAAAAUCUGAGAUUGUUAUUUGUGUAGCUUUUAGUAUUAUUCAUGUAAAUAAUUUGAGUUUCUCUCGAGUUAAUAUAAAUUAAUGUACUUCAUUUUUUUGUAGAA